Siniperca chuatsi (mandarin fish) is the source of this 2420-nucleotide messenger RNA. It is a transcript of the gene sass6, whose product is annotated as SAS-6 centriolar assembly protein. Gene Ontology annotation, biological process: centriole replication. Gene Ontology annotation, cellular component: centrosome; centriole. Lineage: Eukaryota; Metazoa; Chordata; Actinopteri; Centrarchiformes; Sinipercidae. The coding region runs from base 246 to 2015 and encodes 589 amino acids. The transcript has 16 exons. The record is from RefSeq and is a predicted model, not a curated record.
AACGUCAGUCAGCCUGAAGAAGACAAUUCAUGUUCCGUUUCCUGGGCGAUUCAGUUGGCGGCUGAAAAGCGCCAAAUCAAAAAUACCGAGGAAGUAAAAAUUAAAAUCCUAAGGGUCCGUUUGAUGGAAGCCAACGCAUCUCAGUAUUAGCUUCUCCUUCUCUUUUAGCCUUUAAUGUUAACCGGUUUACUAACGUGUCUGUUUAUUACCACAGUGAAAGACUCGUUUAGUUUGUUAAAAAAAACAUGGAAGAACUCUUCAGUAAAGUAUUACAAGUGAUCGUGAGGUGCAGGGACUGUGAGGAAAGGAAAGCAAAUAUCCGUGUCACCAUUGAGCUUCAGUUGACAACAAGUCCAGUACACAAAAGGGAUCUUCUAGUAAAACUAACAGAUGAUAUAGAUCCAUAUUUUCUCUUCAACCUAUCUAUAUCAGAAGAAGAUUUCCAAAGUUUGAAAGUCCAGCAGGGGCUACUGGUAGACUUUGCAUCAUUCCCUCAGAAGUUUAUUGACCUGCUUAAUUUGUGCUAUUCUGAGCAAGAGUCAGACAAUCCAAGGUUUCUUCUGCACUUGUCAUGUCAGUCUCCAGUGCUUGAAGGCCCUGCGAACUUCAGUGUUGUAGAGACAAACGCAUUCAAACACCUGAACCACUUGUCUUUACGACUUGCUCAAGGGUCUGACAAAGAGGUUAAAGAUUAUCUGGCAGUGUGUCUUUCCUCUCUGAAGGCAGAAAAGCAGGCCCUUGAGAUGAGGCUUAAGAAGACCGAAGAAGAUCUGUCUAGGCAGCUGAGUUAUGCUCAACAGACUCUGUCUGAGAAGACUAAAGAGUUGGACAAACUGCGUUCAGAGUGGACGAGUCAGACCAGCUGUCUGUCCAGCCGUCAUUCUCAGGAGUUACAAUCAGAGAGAGAGAAGGCUAUAGAGUUACAGAGCAGGCUUCAGCAGCAGACUGAGCAGCUCCGUCAGGAGCUGGAAAGUGCUCAUAAGAAGAGCAGCCAGCAGCUUCAUAGCAGACUGAUGGAGUUGGAGGCCUCUGGCAGAGAGCUGACAGAGAGGAAAUACAAGAAUGAGUCCGUCAUCAGAGACCUGAAGAUUAAACUAGUGGGAGUAGAGGAGGAGUGCCAGCGUUCGAAGCAGCAGGUCCUGUCUCUCAGGAGGGAGAACACCACUCUGGAUACAGAGGUCCAUGAGAAGGAGCGUUUGCUGAGCCAGCUGCAGAUGAGAGUGGCUGUUCUGGAACAGGAGAUCAAAGAUAAGGAUCAGCUUGUGCGUCGCACAAAAGAGGUGCUGGAAGCCACUCAGCAGCAGAAGAAAUCAAUGGAAGAAAAUGCUGAAAGUAAAGAACUUCAGAUUAGAAAACUUGAAUCAACGGUGAAAUCACUGUCUGAGGAGCUGAUAAAGGCUAAUGGUAUCAUUAAGAAGCUGCAGGGGGAGGUUCGAGGCCUAGUUGGAAAAAUAAAAGUCAAAAACACUGUGACUGUGUCACAGGAGAAGGUCCUCCAGGACACAUCAGAAAAACUUCAGAAUGUUGAAAAGGAUCUACAGAGUGCUCAGCAGCACCUCAUUACCAAGGAUGAGCAGGUUUCAAAACUGAAGGAGCAGUUGGAGACGACGAUACAAAAACUAAAUGAAAGCAGAGAGGUGUUAAAAACAAAUGAGAAUGUUAUAAGUUGGCUUAACAAACAGCUAAAUGAAAAGCAGCUGUCCAGAAAGCCACAGUCUCCUGAAUCUUUGGAGAAUCCUUCAGUUUUAUCCACCACAACAGGACUGAGGGCACAGUUUUAUCCUCAGAUAGGCAAAGCUGCUGUAUCUCCUGUGGCAGCUGAUACCACGCCUGCUGAACAGCGAGCAGUGCAGCCAGCUAACAGACAGAUUGGAGACUCUGCAGGUCUAGAUUCUAAGUACUUUGAGAGAAGAGAUGAUUGCAUCCCUAUCUAUGGACUGUCGUCUAAUCUGCUUCACAGAGAGUUCCCUCAGCAAACAAAGCCCUCCGUAGCUUCUGCUUACUUCUCUGCAUGAAGCAGAAGCAGCUAGAUUUAAUGACCAGCAUACAGAAUGGUGUUCAUACCAGCUCCAGGUGGAAGUAAAACCAUCAAAACCUCAUCUUCCGCUUUAUAUCUUCAGCUCCUGUACACAGCUGUUACUGACCUGCUGUGUUAAAUAAACUUGUUUUUAAGUAGCUAUUGUUGCUGUUUUAAUUUGUGUGCUAAUGGUCUACACGUCUAUAUUCUAAUUUGUAAAUGCUGUUAAAAUUUUCUGUAUGGUGGAUGCCAGUGAUCUUGGAGACUGUAUUAAUUCAAAUUAAAAGUAUUCUAUUCUUCCUAAUACAGUAUAUUAAGUUUGUCAUCCUUAAGUGUUUAUCUUGUUUUUUGUUGGAUUUCUGUUAUGAAGUGUAGUCUUUAAUAAACUGCUUUUCAAUCCUAA